Molecule: messenger RNA, 2841 nt
Organism: Lachancea fermentati
Lineage: Eukaryota; Fungi; Ascomycota; Saccharomycetes; Saccharomycetales; Saccharomycetaceae
Source: the annotation of a GenBank genome assembly
AUGAAUAAAUAUAACGUCACUUACGGUCUAAUUGUUCCGCAGGAUCAAGCUUCAGAAGAAUCGCACAUCCUACCGAUUACAAAAAUCAUCAAACCACUUAAGCAUUCACGUUACUUUCUUACAUGUGGCCGAGAUGGUACUGUUAUUAAGCACACGAAGAAUAAUAAAAAGUACGACCGUUACCGUAUGCAAAUACACAGCGAUUGGGUUACAGACCUCGUUGAGGUUGCUGAUGAGAAAUAUAUUGCAGUAAGUCAAGAUUUUUCAAUAUGCCUUUUGACAUUGCACGAAAAAGAUGAGAGUUGGGAGAGCAAAAUUAUCGGCUACCAUGACGAUUAUGUUAAGUGUGUUAGACGUCUUCCAAGUUCCGAAACACAUGAGAUUCGAUUUGUUACUUGUGGCCUUGAUAAGAGGCUUAAGAUAUGGGUGCUUAAGGAUACUAACACGUCAAUCCUUUUACACACUUUCAAUAAUGAUCAAAGCAACGAUACUGGCUCCUUAUAUGCAUUGGAUACUGUGCAUGAUGCCUCACUACCUUUUGAUAUUGUAGCUGGUGACAACAAUGGAAAUAUUCUCUUUCUUUGUGGCAAGACAGGCGCAAAAGUUGCAAUCAUAAACAGCGCUCACGAAGCAAACAUAAAAGUGCUAAAGGUUAUGGAUGACAAUAGAAAUUUGAUAACUACUAGUGCCGAUGGCAUGAUUAAACUUUGGAAACUAUCUGAUGUGUUAAAGAAAGGCUCUGAUUCUCUUAUUCAUGCUUGGAAAUGGUCCUGUCCCGUAUGGUGCAUAGAGGGUGAUAAUUCUCAGUCUUUUUAUGUGGGAGACAGUCGGGGACUCAUUACCAAGGUGGUAAUGGAUCGAGGAGAUUGGUCGACACCUUCACUUUCAACAUUUUGCAGAACUGAAAAAGAUGGUGAGGGAGGCAUACUGGCAAUGCAUGAAUGCGAUGAUGGCGACUUUUGGUUUUCUCGCUCAGGAAAUUCAAAUCUAGUCAUCAAAAAAGCAGACUCCAGAAUAGUGGAAAUAGUUCAAGGGGGUUUUGCUUUAUUAAAAUGUUGUCUAUUGACUAAUAGACGACAUGUAAUCACUCAAAACACUAGAGGCGAAGUACAAAGGUGGGACAUUGUUUCAUGUACACUGUUAGAUACCUUCAAUUCAUCCAUGGGUACCUUUAAUGAUUUGGUUAAGCUAUACAAUACCAAAGAAAUUCUGCCCCAUUGGUGUUCUGUUUCAAUUAAGACCGGGAAGCUUUUUGUUAAGCUCUCUCAAAAAUUUUUGAGCACAGAAGUUUAUGGAAGUGCUCUACAACAAUACAAUCUAAUUAACAAGAUUGAGUUGAGUGAUGACGAGCGGUAUAACUUGGGUCGAAUUGUAAUUAACUCUAUUCUAGACGAGUUUAUCGCAUACGAGCUAGAGAAGGAUAAACAAUUCAGGAAGGAGCUUGUAACAAGAAAAUCUUCUGCUCCUGGUACCCCACAAUUAGUCUCUCAAAGUCACAUACCAACAGAUCCUCCACAGAUGGAUGCUGCCCGUCCAUCGAUAAAAGAGAAGCGAAGAUUAUCCUUGUUCACCAAAUUUACUUCGAACUCUGCGAGCAACAGUCAACAAUUGACGCCCACAUCUCUUCCUAACACUCCAAUGCUUGAGCGAUCCAAUCCGCUGAUAGGCGAAGAGCAUACACUUUCAACUCCACCUGCGACAGCUCCACUGCUCCCCGAUAGUACACAACGGGAAAGCUUCGACCCGCUACCACCUAGUGCAAUGCAACCGGAAGGAAGAUCUGCGAGUUCAGGUUCCCUUUUAACAAGAAAGUUAAGAAUGUUUUCCUCUAAUAAUAACAAUACCAACGAGUCAUGUUUAAGCGAUGAAAAUGAGGCAGAACCUGAGAACAAUAUUCCAUCGGAAGAUGGGCCUUUGGAGUCUUCCAACGAAGGCAAUCUUGAGGAAAUCAAAUUCAAGUUUUCAUCUAAAAAUUUUAAUGGAAACGGGUUUUCAACUGUUAAUGCUAAUAAUAAAGGGAAACCAACUGGGAAUGAAAUAAGCACAAACCCAUUAGAGAAGAAACGCGAGUUCAUGUCUGACUUCAUGGAGGAAUUGCGGGAGGGGUAUACAAAACAAAAUGUUUCAAAUUCUUCUUCAUUGCGGUUACUUUCAAAAAAGCUUCCCGAAUCGAAAAUUACCAGAGAUUACGAAUCUCCCAUAAUCGAACUGACGACCGGUGUGUUAUUAGUCGUCAAUUGCUGGAAGGAAGGGGCGUGUGGCGAUACUGUAUGUUACUCAACGUAUCUUCCAGCACCGCAAUAUGAGAACAAGAGUCCAGAAGAAGAUUCCCACAAAACCCAAAUUUUUGAAAGUCUUGAGGCAAACCUGCCCUACUGGAUAGCCGAAGCUCUUUUCAAAGAUGAAAAAAUAGUUAAAGAAUAUCCGAAAUUGAGUUUCAUAAUUAAACCAUGGGAGGAUCCCUCUGCCUCAACUUCAGAGUCAUCAUCAGAGCAAAUCCAACAAUCACAUCACCAUCACCAUUUGUCUUUCUACAAAAGUAAGACACUCGAACCGCAUACUCAAAUGUUGCCCCACAUUGCGGAGGCAAACACGAAGCUAAAUGCACCUAGCAUGAUAAAAGUAAAGAAAAUCAUGCGCUACGUGGUAGAUCGAUUCGAGACGCGGACUCCAGAGAUGAAAACCAAGGCAGAUAUAAGUGAAUGGCUUGAAAUUUUAUGCAAGGGUCAGGUGCUGGAUACAGACAUGACAUUGAGCACUGUGAGAACCUUAUUCUGGAAGUCCCAAGGUGAUAUCAUUCUAGAAUAUCGCCGCAAAGCAUUGAAUGAUGAGAAGAAAUAG